AGGCACCAGCUGCAAUGCAGCAUCGGCACUAGUUUCUUUCGGGUAGUUCCAGAACACGCAAUUGAGCUACUACUGCUAGGUUCUAAAAGUACAUUUUUUUUAGUCUCAAACUCAAAGCAAGAGCAAAAAGAUGUGUUACGGUCAUUGGAUGCAGUGCUCUUUUAUGAGCGGGCCACCCGCUUUCGGUCGACGUGAUCAGCCUGAUUCGCAGAAGAAAUCCGUCAUCACUGAAAAAGACUUGUACGAAAUCCCGAACAAGUGCACUCGCGUCUCCAGGGAUCACGAAAUCUCUGUUUUUGCUUUGGAGUACAACAUCCUCAGGGGCGAAGAGGACAUGGGAGGUGCUGCUGGCACUGGAGCUGCCGCAAAUGGUAGUUCUGGAAGUGCGGUGAAUGGCUCUGCUGCUGGAGGAAGCAAAAAAGCAGAUGAGAUCACAGCGGGAACCAAGACUGUUGGAGGAACGCACUUCGUUGGUGGGGUCCGACGUCGAUGGGAGCGAAAGCAGAUGUCGUUCGCGGACAGAGGAGUCAUUUUCGGUUCCGCAACGGAUUUAGAAGGCCAAGUCCUGAACCGCGAUUCGUCUGUGGAACGGCAGCACUGCGCUUUGCUGCACAACCAAGGGAAGCUGUUCUUGAAGCCGAUCAACGGUUUAACGAAAUUGUUGUCUGUUCCUCAUGUCCACGAGUUGUUAUCUGGACCACCAGGCGGAGCAGGUGUGGAUGGUACCACGACGACAGGAGUAAUCAAUAGCGGAACAAUCACUACCAUGUUGAAUGGAGGUGGAGGAACAGAAACUGGUAAAAAUGGCGCUGGAACUUCCGGUGCCAAUGGAAUAACACCCGAUGCUGACAAGAACUGCAAAUCCUUAGGACCUACCACUCUAGUAGAAAACCAGAAGAAGAUCAAGUGCAUCGACUUAGCCGGCAACGACAAACUGAGAAAGUUGACACGAGGGUUUUGCUGUUUCCAAUUGGGUGACUCGAGUACGAUCUACUACGUGGAAGCCAAAACAGUCAAUAGUGGAUCGAAUCUUUUGCCACUGGGCGAUGAUGAAUAUGAUCCGAUCCUAGGUGCAUCUGGUGGAGCAGACAAGGAGAAAGAAAAGGAGAAGGAGAAAGAUAAAGUACACUUUACAACAAAGUUGCUGGAUGAUCACUUGAGUUUCUUACUCUAUGUGCCACUUACGUCAUAUCUAAGAUGAUACCAAUUCGAUAGAUAAUUGUAAUUCCACCAGGUUCAACUUUUUACAACUUGUUCUUGUUCAACUUUUUUUGUCAAAUAUAUUUCUUAAAGAAAUUUAUUCACCUCAACUCAUCCACCUUCAGGACCGCGACUAUCGACGAGCAAGUAAGGAUGAGCGCGGUGAGCGUGGCCGAAGGGAUGAGGAGCGUGAUCGCGAUGAGCGAGGUCGCGACGAGCGAGGUCGCAGAGACCACUACAGAGACGAACGCAGUCGUAGUAGGGAAAGGCGCGGUUACGACAGAGAUAGACGGGAUCCAGAUCGUCGCCGAUAGAUGUACGAGGCGUGGAUUUUUCGAGAUACAACUAGGGAGAACUCUGUUGAUGAUUUAAGAAUCCGCAAGUCGUGAUGAAAAUACUCAUGAUGAACAAAAACAACCACUGAACAAAGCCAACAAGGUUUAGGGUUACGUCAUAUGUUCGUCAUACCCCAAAUAAUUUGGGUUUCCCUAUUUUCAUUCAAGUUGCAAGAAUCAAAAUUGAUGUGCUGAUGUUGUUUUCAGUCAAAAAUUCUAAUUCUUUCAAUGCUCCCGCAACACAGAUUGAAAUUCUUUCCUGAAGACAACUUGUAAAUGAUAUUUUUACCCAAUAAAAAUGACCCCUCUCCACUGUCUCACUUGUAUUCCAAGGCUUCUGUUCAAC
Molecule: messenger RNA, 1881 nt
Organism: Amoebophrya sp. A25
Lineage: Eukaryota; Dinophyceae; Syndiniales; Amoebophryaceae
Source: the annotation of a GenBank genome assembly